Messenger RNA from Neoarius graeffei (lesser salmon catfish), 2872 nucleotides. RefSeq names its product eukaryotic translation termination factor 1a (gene etf1a). Gene Ontology annotation, cellular component: cytosol; translation release factor complex. The record is from RefSeq and is a predicted model, not a curated record. Gene Ontology annotation, biological process: cytoplasmic translational termination. Lineage: Eukaryota; Metazoa; Chordata; Actinopteri; Siluriformes; Ariidae. The transcript is spliced from 11 exons. Gene Ontology annotation, molecular function: translation release factor activity, codon specific; sequence-specific mRNA binding. The coding region runs from base 161 to 1492 and encodes 443 amino acids.
GUCGCCUUUUGCACCACGCGCUGUCGGUUGAGGAGAGACGGAACCGGCGGGGAGAGGCGACGUCAUACAGACAGCUAACGUUCGAAACAUUCGACCGAGAGAGAGAAAGAGGAGACGGCGGAGACUGAUUAGGUACUGAAGUGAUUAGUGAGCUGGGAAGAUGGCGGACGAUCCGAGUGCAGCCGACAGAAACGUGGAAAUCUGGAAAAUUAAGAAGCUCAUUAAGAGUUUAGAGGCUGCUCGAGGUAAUGGGACCAGUAUGAUUUCGCUGAUCAUCCCUCCGAAAGACCAGAUCUCCAGAGUGGCCAAGAUGCUGGCUGACGAGUUUGGCACAGCUUCCAACAUCAAGAGUCGAGUUAACAGACUGUCUGUGCUGGGAGCCAUCACCUCUGUACAGCAGAGACUCAAACUCUACAACAAAGUGCCCCCAAAUGGUCUGGUAGUCUACUGUGGUACCAUCGUGACUGAAGAAGGCAAAGAGAAGAAAGUCAAUAUUGACUUUGAGCCUUUCAAACCCAUCAAUACCUCGCUUUAUCUCUGUGACAACAAAUUUCACACUGAGGCUCUGACAGCAUUGUUGUCUGACGACAGCAAGUUUGGCUUCAUCGUGAUUGAUGGUAGUGGUGCACUAUUCGGGACCUUACAGGGCAACACUAGAGAAGUGCUGCACAAAUUCACAGUGGACCUACCCAAAAAACACGGUCGUGGAGGACAGUCUGCGCUGCGUUUUGCACGAUUGAGAAUGGAGAAGAGACAUAACUACGUGCGUAAAGUGGCCGAGACGGCGGUGCAGCUCUUCGUUUCCAACGAUAAAGUCAACGUAGCCGGCUUGGUGCUGGCUGGUUCAGCAGAUUUCAAGACCGAACUCAGCCAGUCGGACAUGUUCGACCCGAGGUUACAGGCAAAGGUGCUGAAGCUGGUGGACAUCUCUUACGGAGGAGAGAACGGUUUCAACCAGGCCAUUGAGCUAUCGGCCGAGGUCCUCUCCAACGUCAAAUUCAUCCAGGAGAAGAAACUAAUAGGUCGCUAUUUUGAUGAGAUCAGCCAGGACACGGGGAAGUACUGUUUUGGUGUGGAGGACACGCUGAAGGCCUUGGAGAUGGGCGCAGUGGAGAUCCUCAUCGUUUACGAGAACCUGGACACCAUGAGAUACAUCCUACGAGUACAUGGGACAGAGGGCAACGGAGCAGAGAACGAUGAGAAGACCAUUUAUUUGACACCUGAGCAAGAGAAGGACAAGUCCCACUUCACAGACAAGGAGACGGGGCAGGAGCACGAGCUGAUCGAGUGUAUGCCACUGCUGGAGUGGUUUGCUAAUAACUACAAGAAGUUUGGAGCCACGCUGGAGAUCGUCACAGACAAAAGUCAAGAGGGUUCGCAGUUCGUGAAGGGAUUCGGAGGAAUUGGAGGUAUCUUGCGGUACAGAGUGGAUUUCCAGGGGAUGGAAUACCAGGGAGAAGACGACGAGUUUUUCGAUUUGGAUGACUACUAGGUAGUCUGAGACUGAAAUGAGAAGCGAAAUGAAAAAGUAUGAUAUGGAGUUCCAAAAAAAAAAACAAAAAAAAAUUUCCGGAAAGAAAUGUCUUUCUUUUGCAGCAAGCGAGUGUGUGGACCCUAAUUAACCACAAACACACACAAAAAACACACACGGGCAGUUUCAGAAGCCGAAGAGGAAUUAACUGUCUGUCAGUCAAAUGAAGGACAGCGCCCUUCACGAAUAACAAAUCUGCUCCUGCCUUAGAGCGCUCUGAUUGGAUAAGACUUUGCCUCAUUUUGUUGAUUCUUUCCCUUUUGAAGUCGAGAAGUGACAGCACGCGCCCCUGAUGUAACUCUACUCAGUCUGACAAAGAACCAUCUCUGGACUCACUUCUCUAAUAAAGAAAUAUAUAUAUAUUUUUUUUCUUUAUAUUCAUCUCCCUCCCCUUGUAUUGUCCUCCCCGAUAAUUUUUUUUUUUUUUUAAACUGGCAAUUGCUGCUGUUUUAUGACAGUGUGGGGAUUUUUUUUUUUUUACCUGGAUUUCUGUAGCGAAAUGAUGGGGGGGGGGGGGAGGGGGGCAAAAGUAUUAAAUUUGAAUUGCUUAAAAUCCAAUAUGCAUACAUGUGACUUGGUUUUUUGUUUUGUUUUUUGUUUUUCCUGGAAAGAGAAGGAUUAUGGUAUUGGUUAUCUACAUAUAUAAAAUACUUUGUCAAUCUUUGUAAGGCUUUUACAGUGAUUUUUUUUUUUUUGUUGGUUGGUUGGUUGGUUGGGCUUUUUUUUUUUUUUUUCUCUCUCUGUUAAGAUUGUUUGCUUUGCAAGUCAAGUCACAUCGAAAGUCAGAUUUGCCCUGAAAUCACUCAACAAGACGAAGAGCCUGAAAAUGGGAUUCGAAGACUUUAAUGAAUAAAAGAUCAGGGUUCGUUUUGGUUUCGGAUCAGAUCGUGUAUUACCGUGGAGUUGUACUUGGCCAAAGCGAAUCUUGCCAACGACCAAUAUUACAUACAGGACUUUUCUUGUCCAUACUUGAUCAAACAGAAUGCCUCUGAAGCAAUUUGUGGUGUUCAGUAGGGUUUUCUGUAACAUGUACAGGUCCUCAAUCAUAAGCAAGGUUUUUUUAAGACAUCCUUUGGCAAGGUCAGCCCAUCAAAAAGCUGUACUGUACAGUUGUAUUGCGCGAGACGCACAAUGUCCCGAGCUCUCCACCUAUAAUCAUUGUCCUUCAAGAUAGUUUGGUAUUUGUCAUGAUAGUGCGCUAUUUCAGUACACACUAAAUCAGGAUCCUUUUUCUAAGAAUCUGUCGUUUUCUUUUCCACACGUUAUUUUUCACCGUAUUUAGUAACUCAUGUCUGACCUUAAGCUGCUCCUGAAUGAAAAAUGAAGCGCACUACAUUUCCA